AUGCAGCAGCCAGUGUACCAGGAACAGCAGCAAGGCAGCCAGCAGGGAGGUCAACAGAUGCUGCUAUGUCCCGUGCGACUGGUGUACGAGACUCAAGUGUUGGUUCAACCAGGUGAUCAAAUACAACCAAAUCAGACUAUAUUCAUAAACACCCAAAAUACACCGCCAUGGAUACAGAACAGACCUCAAAAUCAAGUGAUAUAUGUCCAGCAAAUGGCGCCAAACAAUUAUAUGCCUCAUAUACAACAGCAAUCAGGUCAAAAUCAGAUUUAUAUGCACCAAAACUUCAACAAUUAUCAGCAAAUUAUGCCUCAGCAAAUAAUGCCCCAACAACUUAUAUCUCAAACGCAGCACGAAGAAGUAAGAUCAGCUAACGUCCAAAUGGCGAAUAUGUUAUCAAGGAAUACAGUCCAAAGUUUGCAACCUGGCCCUGUUUCAAAUAACCAAAAUACACCAAAUGAAUCUACAGUAGGAUCAUCGGUAUCAAAUUUUGGAAUAGUACCUUCGUAUUAUACAAAUACGCCAAAUCAAAUGGGCCAAAAUCAAAUCAGUUUUAUACCCUCGAAUGUAAGCAACAAACAAAUUAUUACAAAUGUACAGGCACCCCCUAAGCCGAUCCCAACAAAUACAAUAGCUUUUCCAAGGAAUACUGAAAUGCAACAUAAUGUAUAUAGGCCAUUAGUGCAACAAACGUACCAACAUGAGAAUAACGUGAUACCAACGUCUCUGUCACAGUCUAUAACAAUGGUUCCAAUGCAGAAUAGGCCAACAAUUCAAAAAGCUACAGCCAAUAAUACGGUAGAUCAAAACGUUGCACAAAUACGCCCAUUGCAAUCUCAAAUUGUUAAUACACCAAGCUUAACUCAACCUAUUGUUAAUACAGUUUCAAAUAUAACAAAUGAACGCAUAAUGAGAAAGGUGGCAACAGUUGUACCGAAAGGAAAUAACACAAUUAGCACCUUAUUAAAUACAGGCCCUAAAAAUACUCCUAAUUACACCUAUAGACCUAUUCAACCUAGGCCACAACAGCAAAGAAAUACAAUACCUAAUAUAAUUCCGACAAAUAAUUACGCACCUGUCAUUGUACCUAUGCAACCAUCCAAUUUAAAUAAUAAUAUUAAUAAUUCUAAAUAUGUAAUACCCACAACAUUUCCGCCGAGUUUAGUUAAAACCGAACAAAAUGUCUUUAAUAGAAAAAGGAAAAGUGAGUCACCAGAUGAGAUUCAAAAUAAAAUGUUCAUUAAUAAUAUAACCCAAGGAAAUAUUGCCGUGGUACCGACGGCAAUCACAACAGCUUUUACUGACGUUGGAGUAAACACAAUGCCAAUACAAAAAACAGUUGACCAAAUUGGGAUCACAAAGUUAAAUAAUCAAAGUAUAACAAUAAACCGACCGAAUGAGGGAAUACUAAAUAUUAAAGACAACCCACAACGGAUAGAAAAUCAAGUGGAUAAAGAUGUUAAUUCAAAGCAACAAAGCGAAUCGGAAAAAUUGCUAAGAAAUACUGUAUUUACUCAAGCUAGAAACCGAGUUUUAGCUGAUAAACAAGAAAUAGUUAAUACCAGUACGGUUAGAAUAGAGACACAAGCUUCUGAUGUUGAAUCUUCACCUAAUAAGGAUAUGAAAAAAGAUUUAACCGAAAACACUAACUGUAUUAAACAAAUAAAAAUCCAGCAUCCAACAGUUGUUGAUGCAAAAAAAGAUGAAGAAAGCGAUAGGAAUGAAUCGAAUAAUGAACCAAAAUUUAAAGAGAUAAAUUUGCUUGGGAAUAGUAAAAUGAACGAUGAGAAUGGCUUUGUUUUAACGCAUGUUCUCGACGGCUACGUGAUUCAAGAAUCAAAUAUUGCUUUCCCAAUCAGAAAACCUUUGAAAGAAAAAACAGUGCAACCAAAUGUUAAAGAAAUGGAAGUUUCGAAAGAACAAGAGAAAAAAGAAGAUUCUAAAAACAUUCAACCGGACUUGAGCAGCAACAAGAUCUUUAAUAUAUCAUUUUUACAAUUAAAAGAGGCUGAAGCUCAGAACAGACUGAAUAAUGAUGAGAGAGUAGAAGACUGCAAAGAUAAAGUCUCUAAUAGAGAUAAUCCUUUUACCGAAUUUAAAGCACCUACAAUAAAGACAUGGACGGUGGAACAACUAUCAACACAUCUUCUGAAAUACGACUGGGACGAAACCGUUUCAGUGUUACGCGAACACGAAAUCGAUGGCGAGUCUUUGUUCCUGGUGUCAAAGAACCAGCUUAUGACUAUCGGCGUGAGUGAGGAUCAUGCUAACGUUAUCUGUGAAUUUGUUAAGAGUUAA
Molecule: messenger RNA, 2298 nt
Organism: Parnassius mnemosyne (clouded apollo)
Lineage: Eukaryota; Metazoa; Arthropoda; Insecta; Lepidoptera; Papilionidae
Source: the annotation of a GenBank genome assembly